GUGUGGAGUCCCGGCUUCGGCUCCCCGUGGGGCCGCCUACCCUGGAAUCCCGUCCUUGUUAAAAUUCGCCGACAUGCCGCACUCUCGGCUGCACUCCUACCCAUUUUCUCCGAUACACUGAACCUCGUGGUGCAGAAAGGCGGAAGCAGCAACUCCUCCCGCUCGGAGGCCUGUCCCUCCCGGCCGCCGCCCCAUUCCCCCUCAUGCGCGCGAGCAGCAGCAGCAGCAGCAGCAGCAGCAGCAUGCCCGCGUCUCUUCCUCGCCCACCGUCUCCAGUCGCGGACCGCCCUCGGCGCCGGCCGGUGAGCAGGGCCUGCGAUCGGUGCCGUCGCAGAAAAGCAAAGGUAAGUUUCUCCGUCGGAAGGCAGGAGCAUGGGGGCCGUCAUCACCGGUGUAGUGUGCCUCCUCUGUCGAGACAUGGUUCAUCUGGUCGGCGGCAAGAGCCGGCUGAGCCAUUGAGCCGGAUUGAUGCUUUGACAAUGGAUAAGAGCAUCACCACGUUCGAGAUGGGACUGACACGCGCAGUGCGACUUCAUCAUGUCGGCCGGCAGCUGCACACACUGCCGCGACAACGAGGUCCGCUGCACCUUCGACCUGCCCCUCGCCCGCCGCGGUCCCAAGUCCAAGAAGAGGCCCGAGUCGUCGUCGACCCCGGCCAUAGGCGGCAUCGCAACAUUUCUGUCGCCUCCUCACCCCGCGCCGCCCCCGCCCGUCUCACUUCGUGUUGCUGCUAGCGACCCGACUCACGCGGCUGCCGUGGCUGGUCCGGCAUUUGGCAGCCCGUCCAGCUCGUCUACUGGACCCUGGGAGCCCGUUGGGACCCUCGGGACGCGCAACCAUGUGCUCUCUCCGUCGGCAGUCCGCGACUAUCCACCCCGGACCCCUGCUGGGACGCACGCGGUUGGGGCGUUGAGUCGGUGGCAUAGCCUGUCCCGGGCGUUGGCACUUAGGAACACGACCGUUGAGCGGACCGUCAACCGGUGUCUGGAUCUCUUCUUCAAAUACCUCUACCCACUAACACCUCUUGUCGACGAGCCUAGCCUCCGGGAUGGCCUGUCAUUCUUCCUCAACCAGACUGCGGCGGCACCUGGAGCUGCCCAGUCGCAGUCGUCGGAUCUCGACGCUGCCCCACCAAAUAUCACCAACGUCGGGGAAUCAUGGUCGGCAUUUCCCCGUGACGCGCGUGCCAGCUUGACGGGGGAGCAUCUCAAGACAUGGCCAGACGCCACCUUUACCUUCAUUACGGCAGUUUGCGCCGAGGCGGCAUUUCUCUUGCCGAAAGAGCUUUUCCCCGAAGGCGAGAGUGUCGCCGACCUCUUCCUCCAAGCCUCGCGCGAUUGCCUCAACCACUACCUUGAGGCGGACCUCGAGAGCCCCAGCGCCAACUCCAUCACGAUUCGCUACUUCCACUCCAACUGCAUCCAUGCUGCGGGGAAACCCAAGUACUCGUGGCACAUCUUUGGCGAGGCGACGAGGCUGGCUCAGGUGAUGCGAUUACAUGAUGAGUCGUCCUUCGAAGGCCUGUAUCCAAUUGAGGCGGAGCUUCGCCGCCGGGCGUUCUGGAUCGUCUACAUGGGCGACAAGUCAGCUGCCAUUCUGAACAACCGGCCCAUUACCAUUCACAAGUACUCGUUCGAGUCGGGCAUUACGGCGAGAUAUCCCACGGGUCUCGAAAGCCGGGCGUCGAGGGGGCCCGCUAACGUUUCCUCCGGCUCGCAGGAUACGGCGCGGCAGAGCCUGAUCCAUGGCUUUAAUGCGAACCUGCGCCUCUGGCAAGCGGCUUCGGACUUACUCCUGGAGGUGCGCUUGCUGCAAGACCAGCGCUCGGCACGUCAUGCUGUCUCCGACACUGCCUCGACUACCGGCAUGCCGGAGUCUAUUCUCACAGAGGACGAGAGGCAGCGCCUAGACAGGCUCUACGUGGGCUUCAUCACAUGCCUAGACGACCUCCCGCCGUAUCUGCAGUCGUACACGUUUGCGUCCAUCGCGGGCGGCGGCGGCGGCGGCAGCAGGGGCGGAGCGCAGUCGGCGCACGCGAGCCAGUUCGUCAUCCAGUGCGCAAACCUGCAAGUCUCGUUCCAUUGCCUGCGGAUGGUCAUUACGCAAAAGUUUGAGGACAUUUCGUACUUUCCGCCCGGGGCGGAGCAGGCGGAUUUGCGCAAGACGGAGAUUGUGCGGGACAUGCUGCGCGUGAUGCACGAGGCGCCGUUUUGGUCGCUCCAAGUCAACGGCGAGCCUUAUGUGGAAAAGAUUAGGCUCAUUGGAGCGAGCCUGCUGGCCAUCAUUCACCGCAACCAGACCUCGCCGCUGGGGGCGAGGGCGCGGAGCGACUUCUCCGUGCUUCUGGAUAUCCUCACGCGGCUGGACUCCAAGGCGUCGGAUGCGCUGCGGAGUGAUUCCACCUUUGCCCUCUGAUGGGUUCUCAAGUGGCGCGAUGCUGUGUCUCCAAGGUCUCAUCAAGCGUCAAGUAUCUGAGCUCUGUCUUUCGGCGUCAUCUCUUCUUUUCUAUGAGCGAAUGGUUUCAGAAGGAAAUUUGUACGAGAUAGCGGAGCAUAGCGGAGCAUGUAGCGAUGGGAAUUUUUGUGUGUAUUUUACAUGCGUGUUACGUGAGC
Molecule: messenger RNA, 2612 nt
Organism: Purpureocillium takamizusanense
Lineage: Eukaryota; Fungi; Ascomycota; Sordariomycetes; Hypocreales; Ophiocordycipitaceae
Exons: 2
Coding region: 538-2415 (625 amino acids)
Biological process (GO): regulation of DNA-templated transcription; DNA-templated transcription
Molecular function (GO): DNA binding; DNA-binding transcription factor activity, RNA polymerase II-specific; zinc ion binding
Source: RefSeq, a predicted model, not a curated record